Arthroderma uncinatum is the source of this 2430-nucleotide messenger RNA. RefSeq lists its product as uncharacterized. The transcript is spliced from 4 exons. Lineage: Eukaryota; Fungi; Ascomycota; Eurotiomycetes; Onygenales; Arthrodermataceae. Bases 1 to 2430 code for a protein of 809 amino acids. The record is from RefSeq and is a predicted model, not a curated record.
AUGACAGAGGGAAAAAUUGAGGAACUGGAGAGUAGGAGCCGCGCACAAAUCGGUACUUUUAAAGUAGCACUACAUAAUCUUCGCUACCCGGGUUAUGGCGAUCACAUUCGCCUGGAGAACGAGAGGAAUGUGCAAAGGCUAGUGGAAUGUCUUCACCUAGAUAACCGGCUGGAUCCCGAAAACUAUAUUAAGGCCCUGAUUCCUUCUUUGGUGGCUAAAGAAGCCCUGGCGAGAUCUGGGAUUUCCGAGGCAGAUUUGAAUUCUUUUGACCCGCCUUUCCUUCAGCUUAAAGAUGACGAAUUCCUCACUUGUACAGAAGGCCAACACCGCCUAAAGGCGGCGAGAGAGUUAUACUCUGACCGUCCAGCAGAGGAGCGUUGGUGGGUUGUAAUUCUCUAUAACGAAGACGGCCUCUCUGAUCACGUGCGGGAUCGGAUGUGGUUUUGCCACGACAACUCAGAGAAACUAUUCGACGGGGAGAUAGUCUGGAACAUCCUAAGAUGCCAGGAAUUAGGGAAUACGGAUGUCGGAAGGUGGCGUCUUCUGCUCUCGAGCUCGAAGCGCAGAGACUUAAAUCGCCUUCAAACCCUUGAGAGGUUCUCGGUGUUAUGGAAGGCGCUUGAAAAGCUAACGCCGUUUCGCGGGCUAUGGGCGGUAAAGUUCUUUGCAAGCUCGCGUCGCAUAUUUAGGAUGAUCAAUCCGGAGGUCAGUCACAUCAUUGCCGACAAUCUACUAUCUCUUUUUAGGAGGAUUCCUGAAUCUUUGCAGGAGUUGGCCGCUGGCGUUCUACAUAUCGUACAUGUGUGGACAGACAUAUGUGGCGGGGCUGACCAAGGCAAGUACCUCGACCCGGGUACUGUUAGAGAACUCCAGGGCCGGUCCCCCCGAGGGUCUAUCACCGACAGAAGAUACAUCAAAAGCAUGUUCAAGGUCGGGAAGCUGUUCAAGAAUAUAGCAAGCCAGAAAAAGCGACAGGAGAUGGUGAAGCGCGCGCUAAACAUUAGCACAAUUAUAUCCUCGCUAGAGACGUUUCAAGAAAACACAAAGCUUCUCGAACCGCCAGCACUCGCCCUUCGAUGCCUCCUCCCGAGCAGGCUGGGGGGGACUCUCCUCUCCACGUUUCGGCGGCAUCACCGCCAAAGUAACGUUGGGCCAGAAUUUCAGGUGGCCUACCGCCGACUGUGGCUCUUCGCGCUACGCCACUUCCCGUCGCUAACUGAUAAGACGCCUCUGCGAGACAAUACACCGCCGAAGGACACUGACUACCUUCCUGACGCGUGGAUCAAGUUUGCACGGCUCGCUAGGGACGAAGGAUUUAACUCUCGGGAGAUAUCAGAAUAUUUGAGCAGCAUGCCCGCUGGUAAGAGAACGGCUUCAGGUCCGAGACCCUUUGCACGUGGUUGCGCGAAAUCACCCCAAGGUCGGUGGUCGAAAAGUCUGAACUGUGGGACGCCAUACUGGUCGGCCUUUAGGGAAGCCUUCUCAGACCUUACCCUAGAGAAAAUCUACAACGAGCCCGAUCCGUCCCCUGAGCUCACUCUAUCGGCAUUUAGCGUUGUUAGAAGCAUAUUCUUGGCAUUUCUGGGUUCAAACACGUCUUCGGAUUCAGAUAUACUGCCGCGUGAGGACUUGAGCAUGUGUAGUACAUCGGCCUUCUCUGGAACACCUCUGUCUGUGUCGGGGCAGGUGGGAAUAUCUGAUUACCUCGCAAUAGCUAGGCGGCCGAUGGAUAUGGGGGGAGACGAGGAGAUGCCAGAUCAGCUGGCCGUAGAUGAUUAUCGGGAGACUACCGCUUACCUCGCUCUAGAUCGGCCAACUGUGGAUAAGGAGGGGGAUGAGCAAAUGAAAGAUCAGCCAACUGUGGAUAAGGACGGGGAUGUACAAAUACUGUCCGAUACCAGGCAGCCAGGAGAUCGAAUUCCCAAGGCAAUAAACCUGGAGAUGAUAGCAUCCACGCUACGGCCAGAAUCUCAGCUUAUCCCUCCAGGCCCUGUUUUAGCAGCCCCGACCGAGCAACAGAUCCUUCCGCUUCCUGAAACCUCGCUGAACGAUAUGGCUUUGGCCCCUCUAAAUUCUACGACACCUCAUCUACCGACGUUGUCCGAUGGCGCACAGGAAACUGGGUUCCAAACCCCAAAUAUCCUACUUCAUGAUACCGAGCUAAGGGACAUCCCUACCGAAAUGUAUAAGUAUGCUAUAUACCGUAUAAAGGAAAAGAAUAUUGUACAUUUUCCAGAGCCCAACUCAGAGAAGCGAGUCAACGACUUUCUACGCAAUAAUGAAAGGAUGUGGUACGCUUUAAUUAUUCACGGGGAAGUCUUGAAACUUAUUGAUAUCCGCGAAGUCUUUGGCCAUAUGAGUAAUGGACUUAUUGUUUGUGGGUACGAUAACAACGAUAAAGUAGCUGCAGAGCAAAGUUUGGAGUUGUAG